AUGUCACAAUAUCAACCACGACUUAAUGUUGUUGAACAAGAACGUUUCCUUGCGUCACUGGACAUUUACCGUCUGGUACUGAACACAGAGCCUCCCUCUCGUCUCUUCCUCUCCGCCGACCUCGCGUCCACUUCCCCAGCAAAACCAAGUACCGGUACUAAGCCCAACCUGUGUCUCACUGGUUCCGGCGGUCCACACCUCAAGUCCUCCUGUCUUCCCAGAUCGGUGGCUUACAAUUUGAAGCUUGUGGUUCCUUCGAGGAGCUCCCGACCCACCAAAGCUCCCUCUUGUUCCCCGCAAAGCACGCAAAUGCAGCUUGGGAAGCAAAAGGACUGGGAACUGGGAUCCUCGACCCAGAGACCCAAAGGCCAAUCCGAGAUGACGACCAAGUCCGUCCCGAUCUACAGAUCCACAGAGUCGCAGUCGAGUGACGAAAGGGCGCUUUUCCUUGGCCCAAUGCGUGCUAUGCGUUCUCCUCUUCCAAUUCCCUUGCUCAUCCCGUCCAAGUAUCCCGUCACGCGUUCUCCGCGGGUGAGGAACCUCGAUGCUGUUUGUGCGCCCUCCGCCUCGGCCUCGGAGCUACCCAUGCCUUACCAAUUUGCUUCUGGCUUCUCUCUGUCUGUCCAUGCUGCUUCUAUAGGCAAGGUAGCUAUGGAUGGACAUGGCUUUGUGGAACCGACCGUCGUGACUUGCCUCGUGCCUUUCUCUGCCAACCUCAUUUCCCUUCUUCGUGUCUCGUUCCCCGACUUUGACCUCCUUCCUACAUCAACAUUGUGA
Molecule: messenger RNA, 777 nt
Organism: Fusarium verticillioides 7600
Lineage: Eukaryota; Fungi; Ascomycota; Sordariomycetes; Hypocreales; Nectriaceae
Exons: 2
Coding region: 1-777 (258 amino acids)
Source: RefSeq, a predicted model, not a curated record